Antrostomus carolinensis (chuck-will's-widow) is the source of this 1188-nucleotide messenger RNA. RefSeq names its product neuraminidase 4 (gene NEU4). Gene Ontology annotation, molecular function: exo-alpha-sialidase activity. The transcript has 5 exons. Lineage: Eukaryota; Metazoa; Chordata; Aves; Caprimulgiformes; Caprimulgidae. The record is from RefSeq and is a predicted model, not a curated record. Gene Ontology annotation, biological process: ganglioside catabolic process; oligosaccharide catabolic process. The coding region runs from base 13 to 1188 and encodes 391 amino acids. Gene Ontology annotation, cellular component: cytoplasm; membrane; intracellular membrane-bounded organelle.
GCAGCAGACAUCAUGGGCUCCCGGCACUUCCCUGCCCGGACCGUGCUCUUCGAGAAGGAAUCCAGCGGUGUCACAUACCGUGUCCCAGCCCUGCUCUACCUGCCCUGCGUGGCCAAGCUGCUGGCUUUUGCGGAGGAGCGGCUGAGCUCUGACGAUGCCCACGCCAACCUGCUGGUGCUGCGCCGCGGAACUGUCUACGGGAGCUACGUGGAGUGGGAAGACAUGCGCGUGCUGGAAACUGCGACGCUGCAGCACCACCGGUCAAUGAACCCCUGCCCUCUCUAUGACGAGUUCACUGGCACCCUCUUCCUUUUCUUCAUCACGGUGCUGGGCAGGACGCCUGAAGCCUACCAGAUUGUCACCGGCCAAAAUGUCACCCAGGUGGUCUCAGGCUACCACAUCGACUGCAAGGAGUGCUUCGGCCAGCUCUGCAAGACCACCCCUCACUCCUUCGCCUUCUACAGCGACGACCACGGCCGGGGCUGGCGCUUCGGGGAGUUCAUUCCCAACCUGCAGACGGGCGAGUGCCAGCUGGUCUCGGUGGACGAGGAGGACGGCUCCAACAUUCUCUACUGCAACGCCCGCAGCCCCUUGGGCUUCAGGGUCCAGGCGCUGAGCACAGACGAUGGAGCCGUCUUCCAUGGGGGGCAGCUGGUCCAGCGGCUGGAUGAGCUGCCCACCAUGUCCACUGGCAGCCACCACAAACCAGCCAAGCCCAAGGAGGCCCCAGGGCAUCUCAGCCAUGCUGGCAGUGUCACUGUGGUCCAAGGGGAUCCCGCAGCGACCUCCAGCCCCGCUGCCUUCUUCCAAGCGCCAACCUGGGUCCUCUACUCCCACCCCACCAGCUCCAUGUCACGGGUCAACAUGGGGGUUCACCUGAGCACCUUCCCCAGGGAUGUGGAGAGCUGGACUGCGCCGUGGGUCAUCUAUGAGGGCCCCAGCGCUUACUCAGACCUGGCUUACAUGGAGCUGCCCUACGGCGAGGCCUCCAUCUCUGGCAGCUCGUCCAUUGCUUUCGCCUGCCUCUUUGAGAAUGGGACGCGGUCGCCCUAUGAGCAGAUCUCUUUUAGCAUGUUCACGCUGCAUGAUGUGCUCCAGAACAUUCCCCUGACAGCUGCUGCUCCCAGGAGGGACAGCAGCCCGCCACGCUGCGGGAAGUGGGGACGAAGGAGCUGCCUCAUCUCCUAG